Molecule: messenger RNA, 1257 nt
Organism: Rotaria socialis
Lineage: Eukaryota; Metazoa; Rotifera; Eurotatoria; Philodinida; Philodinidae
Source: the annotation of a GenBank genome assembly
AUGCCUGAUCACUACUCAACAUUUGCUCUUAGCGAUAUUGCUAGUAAAUGUUGGCAAUGGAAUUGUGGCCAUGACCAUGGUCAACAAUGUGAUCGAUAUGAAUUACUCAAAAUUACUCUAGCUAAACUUUGUGCAUUUAUUGAACAAUAUCAAACUGAUACAGCAAUGCGUGAUCGUCUACUUUAUCGGGUGCAACAACAAGUUCAAGACAUUGAAGAGUGGAAAGUACAUUUGUUACGUACGAUUCAUCAAGAUCAAGCACGUAUUGAUAUUUUACACAAUCUCGGUAGUGAAACGGUUACGAUUCAAGUUGAUUGGGCAAUGAAACGGCUUCCAGUGAAGUAUCGAGUCCACAAAUCAACAAGCUCAUCUGAUUCAUCAUUUACUUCAGAAGAAAAUGUCACAAAUCGUAAUCCAAAUAAUUAUACUUUUCAGCAUAAAACUUUUUGUCACGUGCUCGGUCAAUGUGUUCAAAAUGCUAAGACAGUUAUUUCUAUUCUUCGGCAUAUAUUUUUAAUGCUUCAACAAACUGAAUCUGAUAUUAAAUCUGUACAUCUCAGAUCAGAUAAUGCUGAUUGUUACCAUAGUGCAGAAGCAUUAUUGAGUGUUGAACAACUUUUUAACGAAACAGAGAGAACAAAUGGAGUUGAAUUUUAUGCAAGUGAAAUUCAAAAUCCACAUACAGAAAAGAUCGAAUGGAAAGAUGUGAAACAAAUCAACAAUAUUGAAUACAUAUUAGAUUUUACAUCGGAAUCAACAAAGCCAUCAAUUGAAGUUCGUGCUUGGCAAUCGUGGAAAAUCGGUCCUGAUGAAAAUCGAAGCAAUCAUUCAUACCAAGAUGAAAAUAGUAGUACUGAAGAUGAAAAUGAAGAAGAAUCAAAUGUUAAUGAUGCAUCUACAUCAGAAAAAGAGCAUUAUUUUUUCGAUUGCCUCACUAGUGGAUGCACAGCUCGUUAUCGUUCUUAUGCAAACCUUCUACGUCAUUAUGCAACUGGAAAACAUAAAAUGAAACUAGAAAAACAUUCUCUUAUUGAUAAGAGCAAAAUUCUUUUUCAUCAACAUUUGUCAACAAAUCAUCUUCGAUCAACACCAUUAAUGUCUAUCACUGUCAUUCAACCUGUAAAGAAUCCAAUAAUUUAUUCACUUUCAAAAAAUUGGACUUCUCAUAAAACAAAAUCGAGUGUACGUUUCAACAAAAAACAAAAACAAUUUCUCCUGGAUAAAUUUAAUGAAGGUGUCAACACAGGAAGCAAAUAA